Messenger RNA from Melanaphis sacchari, 808 nucleotides. It is a transcript of the gene Bka, whose product is annotated as rRNA-processing protein FCF1 homolog. Lineage: Eukaryota; Metazoa; Arthropoda; Insecta; Hemiptera; Aphididae. The transcript has 7 exons. Bases 148 to 756 code for a protein of 202 amino acids. Gene Ontology annotation, cellular component: small-subunit processome; nucleolus. The record is from RefSeq and is a predicted model, not a curated record.
UUAGCUACUUUUUUUUACAAUUGUUUAAUGCCAGUGCACAACUCUAAACUACAAUAUUAUUGAUAUCAUAUUAAAUAUUUGACUAUUUACUACUACUUAUUUGUGUUUUGUGUUUGACGUGACUCUAGUUUUUUUACAGUUUUCAUAAUGACUAAAACCAAAAAAAGUAAAAAAAUUCUUAACAAACAAUUUGCUGUUAUGAAGAAGACAAUCAAACCAACAGACACGAGAAUAAAAGAAGAAAAACGAACUAUUAUAAAGAAAAAAUUAAAUGAAAAUAAAACCGUCACCGUUCGUCAAGUAGCUCAAACAAGUUCAGCCUUGUUUUUCCAGUUUAACACACAGUUAGGACCUCCAUAUCACAUCUUAGUAGAUACAAAUUUUAUCAGUUUUUCUAUAAAAUAUAAAAUGGAUGUGGUUCAAAACAUGAUGGAUUGUCUAUAUGCUAAAUGUAUACCAUAUGUAACAGAUUGUAUUGUUGGUGAGUUGGAAAAGUUAGGACAAAAGUAUAAAAUAGCAUUAAAAAUUGUUAAAGACCCACGAUUCCAAAGAAUACAAUGUAUGCAUCCAGGCACAUAUGCUGAUGAUUGUUUAGUCCAACGAGUAACCCAGCAUAAAUGUUAUAUAGUAGCUACAUGUGAUAGGGAUUUAAAGAGGCGUAUUAGAAAAAUUCCUGGUGUGCCGAUUAUGUACAUUGCCCAAAGAAGAUAUACCAUUGAAAGAAUGCCUGAUGCUUAUGGCGCUCCUAAAAAAUAAUAUGUAAUAAAACAUUUAUCAAUCAUUUAAUAAAUAUUUAUAAUAUUUUAAU